AUUGCCGUGUAAUUGAACCAAGACAGUUCAUUUUCGAGAUUUGUGAAAAAAGACUAUCAAAUUCCUAUUUAUAAGCGAGUAGAUAAGCAAAAUCUAUCUCGAUUUACAAAUAAAUUGCAAGUGGAGUGCUUAUUAUAAGUGAUUAUGAAGUCCGAAGGAUAAUUUUGAUGAGUUGCGAAAUCAAUAACCUGUUGUAGGAUCGCUUGGAGAUUUCUGAUCGUUUACCAGUUGAGAUUCGUUCUUAUUAUAUACCUACGUAAAACGGCGAAUUAGAUCGUCAUAAUGUACAAAAGGGGAAAUUACCGAUCAUCACAGAAAAUGGUCGGCUCCAGGGUGUAUGUGGGUGGCCUGCCCUUCGGAGUCAGGGAAAGGGAUUUGGAAAAGUUCUUCAAAGGCUUCGGCAGAAUUAGAGACAUCUUGAUCAAAAAUGGCUAUGGGUUUGUGGAAUUUGAAGAUUACAGAGAUGCAGAUGAUGCUGUCUAUGAAUUGAAUGGGAAAGAACUAUUAGGAGAAAGGGUGAGCGUGGAGCGCGCGCGCGGCGUGCCCCGCGGCUCGGACCGCUGGGGCGGCCGCGACGGCAAGGCGCCGCCACGGGCCCGCGCGCCCCGCUCCUCGCAGCCGACCUCUGACUACAAUUACAGAUACGGCCCGCCAACGCGUACCGAGUAUCGACUAAUCGUAGAAAAUCUGUCAAGCCGCAUUAGCUGGCAGGACUUAAAGGAUUACAUGCGUCAGGCCGGUGAAGUUACUUACGCUGAUGCGCACAAACAGCAUAGAAAUGAGGGUGUGGUGGAAUUCGCAACGCACUCGGACAUGCGUGCGGCUAUAGAGAAGCUGGAUGGUACGGAGCUGAACGGUCGUCGCAUCAGGUUGGUGGAAGACCGGCGGUCGUCACGUCGUCGUUCGCGGUCCUCGUCGAGUCGCAGCAGGAGCAGGAGCCGCCCACGACGCGGGUCUAGAUCUAGAUCUCGCUCACGCCGCUCAUCUCGUAGCCGCUCCCGUUCCAAGUCACGCCCGAAGAGCAAGAGCCCAGCGCCCAAAUCUAGAUCCAGAUCCAGAUCUAAGGAGGCGAGCCGCUCGCGUUCCGGCUCGCGCAAGUCGGCGGCGCGCCGCACGCGCUCGCGGUCCGGCUCGCGCGCGCCGCGGGAGCGGAACGGCAAGUCGGCCAGCGCGUCGCCCAAGCGCGGCGAGACCAAGGAGGCACCGAAAAGGGAGCGAUCCCGUUCCCGCAGCAAGGAGGCGGCGUCACCGAAGCGCGAGGAAGUUCGCGAGCGCGAAGCGAGCAAGUCCCGUUCGCGUUCGCGCUCGCGCUCUGCGUCCCGUUCGCGUUCCGGCUCGCGCGAACGUUCGCGAUCCGCCUCGCCGCGACAGAACGGCGAAUCGCAGGACAGAGCGAGCACCGACCGUUCGCCGAGAAGCGGGGAUUAGGUUACGCGUAUACGCCGCGAUCGCAACUAAUGUACGCAGUUUUAUUGCAAUGGUGUUUAAAUUUAAAAUGUUGUUUGCGUUUUGAUUUGGACUGUGAUAUGUUUUAUCGGAUAAAAUAGGAAAUUGUGGCUAAGAAUUCUGAUUUUGUUGUAUCGCAAUUUUCAUUGUAGCAAGAUUUUUUGUUAAUACACUUUUUGAUAAACAGACAUGGAUAACUAGUACGUAAAUUGUUGUGUGUCGCGGUGUUACUAGUCUUAAAUAAAUAGUAAGUUAAUUUUACACGAGAGUUUUGUAAUUCGUUACAAAGCGACAGGUGUCACGGUCUUUGGGUUAUUACUGACACGUUUUUCUUUAUAUAAAAUUAAAAUAUGUUUUUUUUGUAUGCAAGAGAACUAGCAUUUGGAAUUUAUAUAACUAUUAAAUUAAUUGUUAGUAACUUUUCACUUGUGGAAAGUUUGAAAAUUUGCUGUAUUUGUAACAGUUUUUGGCUAGGUUAAAAUUACUGUUGUAGAUGAAGUUGUAAAAUACUUUGUGACACCCCUAUUUUGUAUAGGUUAAGGUAUUCUGUAAAUACUGAUUCUAUUUAAGGCACCAAAUAAAUAACUAUUAAGGAAUA
This is a messenger RNA of Colias croceus (clouded yellow), 2044 nucleotides long. RefSeq names its product serine-arginine protein 55 (gene B52). The record is from RefSeq and is a predicted model, not a curated record. Gene Ontology annotation, biological process: alternative mRNA splicing, via spliceosome; mRNA splice site recognition. Gene Ontology annotation, cellular component: cytoplasm; nucleus; ribonucleoprotein complex. The coding region runs from base 283 to 1428 and encodes 381 amino acids. Gene Ontology annotation, molecular function: mRNA binding. Lineage: Eukaryota; Metazoa; Arthropoda; Insecta; Lepidoptera; Pieridae. The transcript has 11 exons.